UUCAUAGAUUGCAUUGAGUAAGGUUAUAUAGCUAAUUAUAGAGUUGCUGGUUAUAUAGUUGCAAACCGUUUGAUCAUGAUUAAGCUCGGAUGCCUGAAAGAAAUGUAUCUUUCAGUGCUCGUGGUUUUAUCAGUUCUAGUCUCAGCCAGAGCCGCUGUUCUCUCUUCUGAGUACGCUCACUAUGCAGCUUUAGAUCCGAAAGAGUUAAUGAAGCUGUACUGGACGGUCGACUGGGAUAAGGAAACCGUGUCUUUUGCUGUUGAGGCGGCAACUACAGGAUGGGUAGGUUUUGGAAUCUCGUCAGGGAAUGGCAAGAUGGUGGGUAGCGACAUGGUUAUUGGAUGGGUAAAGGACUCCAAAGGCUACUUGACGGAUCGUUUUGCUGAUGCAGAGAGUCUACCGCCCUUGGACUGGCAAAAAAACUACGAUUUGACUGGCUGGGAGGAAACAGACAGCAAAACCGUGUUGAAGUUUGAAAGAAAAUUUGACACCUGUGAUCCUAAAGAUAGGAAGAUUGAACAAGGUACCACAAAAGUCGUUUUUGCUUAUCACACAGAAGACCCAAAGUCUGAGAAUAACAUCAAGAAACAUACCUUUAGGGGUUCAAGGAGUAUCCUUCUCCUUAAUAAUUUGGACAAGAAAACUGUGGAUGAGAAAGGAUGGAAGCAAUUCGACGUUUUCAGUUAUAAUGUUACAAUUCCCAAAAAGCACACAACAUACUGGUGUUCUCUCGUCAAGAUCCCGGAAAUCAGAGGCAAACACCACAUAACAAAGUUUGAGCCAGUUGUGAAAAAAGGAAACGAAGGUAUCGUGCAUCAUCUUGUGGUCUACACAUGUCCAGGGAACUAUAAUGACAGCCAUUAUGGCUCUGGGUAUGAUUGUGAGGAUCCAAAUAUGCCACUAAGAGAGUGUUACGGCUCUCAAAAUAUUGUAGCGGCGUGGGGAGUUGGAGGCGAGGCAUUUUACUAUCCAACGCACACUGGUUACCCGAUUGGAACGGAAGAUUCACCAAAUAAUUAUUUUCUAGAACUACACUAUGACAAUCCAGAGAAUAUUGAAGGACGAAAAGACAAUUCGGGAGUUCGUUUUUACUACACUCCCCACCUCCGUGACUACGAUGCUGGUACAAUGACAGUCGGAGAAGCAUUUACCUCAUAUAUGGUAAUCCCGCCACAACAAGAAUCUUGGUUAACUAAAGGAUAUUGCCCCAAAGAGUGUUAUCAGAAAACGUUGGAAUCGACAACACUUCCAGAAAAAGGGAUAAAGGUCUUUGCUUCUUUCCUUCACACUCAUCUACAGGGGCGUGCAACAUGGACGAAACAUGUCCGCAACGGAGUUGAAUUACCUGAAAUUGUCCGUGAUGACAAUUAUGAUUUUAAUUUUCAGGAUAUACAAAUUUUAAGGAAGGAGGUUCACGUAAAACCGGGAGACGAUUUGAUUCAUUAUUGCAAAUAUCAAACUAUGGACCGCGAUAAGCUCGUAAUGGGUGGAAUAGCAACCUCUCAAGAGAUGUGCCUAAACUUCUUAUUUUACUAUCCAAAAGUGUCGAAUGUCACGUUAAACUGCGUCAGUCUUCAAAGAGACCCAGUACAAGACUUCAUCAGAAGUAACAUCGCAUCCCUCAACGUGACGUCUGAGUGGUCUAAUCCUCUUGUUGGUGCGAAUGUUACUUGGACGAAAGAAAUGGCGAUAGACUUGCAGAGGAGAUACAACGAAGCUGAAACAUUUCUUGCACCUUGUCUUUGGGGAAAAAUACCCGGCAACAGGUUGUCAGUGCCAAAGAUAACCCGUUCUCUACCACCAAAAGAGUCAAAGUGUGAUCAACCAGCUGCUGCCUCUGGACUUCUGGUGACUGCCUCGCGUUCUUUGUUUCUUUCUUUGCUGAUGGUGUAUUUGAUGUUGCUGUAA
Messenger RNA from Pocillopora verrucosa, 1908 nucleotides. The record is from RefSeq and is a predicted model, not a curated record. Lineage: Eukaryota; Metazoa; Cnidaria; Anthozoa; Scleractinia; Pocilloporidae.